Messenger RNA from Penicillium malachiteum, 1929 nucleotides. Its product is annotated as sugar porter family MFS transporter. The record is from RefSeq and is a predicted model, not a curated record. The transcript is spliced from 6 exons. Lineage: Eukaryota; Fungi; Ascomycota; Eurotiomycetes; Eurotiales; Aspergillaceae. Gene Ontology annotation, cellular component: membrane. The coding region runs from base 1 to 1929 and encodes 642 amino acids. Gene Ontology annotation, molecular function: myo-inositol:proton symporter activity. Gene Ontology annotation, biological process: transmembrane transport.
AUGGAUAAAGUGGCAGUCGACCAAAGGGAGGGCAUACAGAGUAGCUCUCCAGAACUCGAAGAUCACAGCGGUGCAGAAAAAGCACACAUCGAACAAGUCAGCCUGCAAAACAACCUAUCUGCAAAGAUCAAGAACCCGCUCGCCGACUUGACUGAAGAGCAAGUUCUCCGUGACGUAGAGGAAUUUUCGCAGAAGCAUGAACUCCUCGACAUUCUACCUGAACUCAGAAAAGGAGCAUUAGUUGCUCGUGACCCAGGCAACUUUGAAUCUGUUCCUGGCCUGACUGAAACGGAGAUCACAGCUCUCCAAGAUGAGGUUCUUCAUAGAUGGCGUCAACCGCGUGCUCUCUACUUUACCAUUAUUCUCUGCUCGAUCGGCGCAGCUGUCCAAGGAUGGGAUCAAACAGGAUCCAACGGCGCUAAUCUUUCCUUCCCUGAUGCCUUUGGAAUUCCCGAGACUGGUAAAAACGAAAUACGUGACGAAUGGCUUGUGGGUCUCAUCAAUGCAGGACCAUAUAUCUCCAGCGCGUUCUUCAGUUGCUGGAUCUCCGAUCCUUUUAACCGUUAUUUCGGCCGUCGCGGUACUAUCUUUGUUGCUGCCAUCUUCUGUGUGCUUUCUCCCAUUGGCUCAGCGUGUACACAGAAUUGGCCACAACUCUUCGGCACGCGUAUUCUUCUUGGAGUCGGCAUGGGAUUAAAAGCAUCGACAAUUCCGAUCUUCUGCGCGGAAAAUGUGCCUGCUAAUAUUCGUGGUGGCUUGGUGAUGUGCUGGCAACUCUGGACCGCAUUUGGUAUUUUCCUGGGAUACAGCGCCAAUCUUGCGGUGAUGAAAGUUGGAAAUAUUGCCUGGCGUCUGCAGUUUGGAUCUGCAUUUAUCCCUGCUGUUCCAUUGCUGAUUGGUGUUUACUUUUGCCCGGAGUCCCCACGUUGGUAUAUCAAGAAAGGGAAGUAUAGUAAGGCAUAUCAGUCUCUCGCUAAGCUGCGAAACACUCCUCUCCAAGCGGCUCGCGAUCUUUACUACAUUUCUGCACAAAUCAAGAUCGAACAAGACAUUAUCGGUGAUAGCAAUUAUCUCACCCGCUUCAUUGAGCUCUUCACGAUUCCUCGUGUGCGCCGAGCUACCCUUGCCGCUUCCAUUGUGAUGCUUGCUCAGCAGAUGUGCGGGAUUAACAUUGUGUCGUUCUACUCAUCAACAAUCUUCUCCGACGCAGGCGCAACGAAUGAGGAAGCGUUAUUCGCCUCGUGGGGCACAGGUCUCGUGAAUUUCCUAUUCGCAUUCCCUGCAGUGUGGACUAUUGAUACUUGGGGACGUCGAACACUGCUUCUCUUCACUUUCCCUCAAAUGGCGUGGACACUUCUUGCUGCUGGGUUCUGCUUUUAUAUCCCAGAGAAAUCGCAAGCCCAUCUUGGACUCAUUGCGUUCUUUGUCUUCUUGUUCGAGGCGUUUUAUUCACCUGGCGAAGGACCCGUACCCUUCACGUACUCAGCGGAGGUUUUCCCACUAUCACACCGAGAGGUUGGAAUGGCCUGGGCUGUUGCUGUCUGCCUUGGGUUCGCUGCCGUCUUAUCUAUCACAUUCCCUCGCAUGCUUGUUGCCAUGACUCCCACAGGUGCCUUUGGAUUUUAUGCUGCCUUGAAUAUCACUGCUCUCGUGAUGAUCUUCUUGUGGGUCCCAGAGACCAAACAACGCACCCUCGAGGAGCUGGAUUACAUUUUCGCAGUACCCACCCGCGUUCAUAUGCAUUACCAGGUAUUCAAAGUCCUGCCAUGGUGGACCAAGCGGUACAUACUGCGCAUGGAUGUACCAGACGUAGAGCCAUUAUACCAUUUUGACCGCAUACAGACGGAUAAGACAGAUGAGGGGGUCCGUAAACGAAGCGUGGUGUCCGCGAAUCUCAAAUCCGAGACUGGGCCUGAGGGUACUGAUUGA